AUGGAGAAGAAAGCGGUGAGGGAUGAUGAUACAAGCUUGGGGGAUGACUUGAAUCGGAAGAAGGUUUUGGAAGAAACUUGGAUGACUGCUGAGGGGGAUGAAUCCGCAAAAAGUUUGCCGGGAAGGUCUAGUUUUAUAGGCGUGGCUGUGGAGGAUCCGGUCGGCCAUAAGGCCCAUCAGCCUCUCUAUUUCGUUUCGGGCCGGCCUGAGCGCUGGUGAGGCGGGGUUGAGUGUGAGCGCCGGUCAGUCUGAUUCGCAAUAGCACCCAUUCCUGACCAGCUCGGCUAGGCCAUUCCAUGCUCGGUAUU
Puccinia graminis f. sp. tritici CRL 75-36-700-3 is the source of this 308-nucleotide messenger RNA. RefSeq lists its product as uncharacterized. The transcript is spliced from 2 exons. NCBI's taxonomy places the organism in Eukaryota, Fungi, Basidiomycota, Pucciniomycetes, Pucciniales, Pucciniaceae. Bases 1 to 219 code for a protein of 72 amino acids. The record is from RefSeq and is a predicted model, not a curated record.